CACAUCUCGAAUUCUUUAUUUUCACAGAUGAUACCCGGAGACCAGACGGGAGAAGGAAAUUUAUCUUCAGUCGUGGAGUUUGUCCUCCUAGGGUUUUCUGACCUUCCAAACUUCCAGGGACUUCUAUUUGGAAUUUUCUUUCUCAUCUACAUAUUCAUCUUAACAGGAAAUGGUCUUAUCAUACUAAUUACGAGGGUGGACUCUGUUCUUCAAACACCCAUGUAUUUCUUUCUUGCAAAUUUUUCCUCCUUGGAAAUCUGUUAUGUGUCUGUCACUCUCCCCAGGAUUUUGGUCAAUCUUUGGACUCAGGAUAGAAGCAUUUCCAGGCUGGGCUGUGCCACUCAAAUGUGCUUCUUCCUUAUGCUCGGAGCCACUGAAUGUUUCCUGCUGGCAGUGAUGGCCUAUGACCGCUAUGUGGCCAUUUGUAACCCUCUGCACUACCCUCUAGUCAUGAACCACGAGUUGUGCCUCCAGCUGGCUGCCGGUGCCUGGAUCGGUGGAAUUCCAGUCCAGAUAGGACAAACGUGUCAGGUGUUCUCCCUGCCUUUUUGCGGUUCUAAUCAAAUCAAUCACUUCUUCUGUGACAUCCCCCCGUUGAUCAAGCUGGCCUGUGAGGACACCUCACUUAAUGAAAUGUGUGUCUAUGUAGUUGCUAUAUUAUUUGCCAUGAUUCCUUUUCUACUUAUACUAGGCUCUUAUGUGAAAAUUAUUUCCACCAUCCUGAAGUUUCCCUCAGCCAGGGGCCGGUCUAAAGCCUUCUCCACGUGUUCUUCCCAUCUCAUUGUGGUGCUUUUGUUCUUUGGCUCGGCUUCCAUCACCUACUUAAGGCCCAAAUCCAGUCAUUCUGCAGGAACUGACAAACUGCUCUCUCUUUUCUACACCAUAGUGACUCCGAUGUUUAACCCCAUGAUAUACAGCCUCAGGAACAAGGACGUGAUUGCAGCCCUGAAAAAAUUAUUACUCAAGAAAAGAGUGUGA
Mustela lutreola (European mink) is the source of this 978-nucleotide messenger RNA. RefSeq names its product olfactory receptor 10AG1-like. Gene Ontology annotation, biological process: G protein-coupled receptor signaling pathway. The record is from RefSeq and is a predicted model, not a curated record. NCBI's taxonomy places the organism in Eukaryota, Metazoa, Chordata, Mammalia, Carnivora, Mustelidae. The annotation marks the transcript as partial. Gene Ontology annotation, molecular function: olfactory receptor activity; G protein-coupled receptor activity. The transcript has a single exon. Gene Ontology annotation, cellular component: membrane.